Bubalus bubalis (water buffalo) is the source of this 7091-nucleotide messenger RNA. RefSeq names its product ankyrin repeat and SOCS box containing 14 (gene ASB14). The coding region runs from base 849 to 2603 and encodes 584 amino acids. Gene Ontology annotation, cellular component: cytoplasm. The record is from RefSeq and is a predicted model, not a curated record. Gene Ontology annotation, molecular function: protein binding. The transcript is spliced from 11 exons. Lineage: Eukaryota; Metazoa; Chordata; Mammalia; Artiodactyla; Bovidae. Gene Ontology annotation, biological process: intracellular signal transduction.
GUCUUACUCUUAAAACAUCAGAUCCAUAUUUCUCAGUACCCCUGUGACAAGGAAAGGAAACUCAAAGCACUGAGGCUGAUGCGCAAAGGCGGUAAGACGGCUGGAGGGAGAUGCUGCACACUGGAGGUGGUAUCAUGCUUCUUGGCAUUUGCUUCACAUUUAAUUGGAAAUGCUAGGUGGGCUCUGUGUUAUUUUUAAUAGUUAUUAUUCUUAUUAUUUAGUAUGUGUUCAUAAUACUAGUGUACAUUAUCCAUUUUUAAACAUUUCAACAAAACAAAAUUAUAGUCAAAAUUUUAUUAUCUUGUGUGGAGUUAAUUCCUUCUUUAGGAUUCCCUGGAUAUUUUAGGCUGCAGCUCUGUAAUUCAAAGAAAAUGUAGGUGCAGCUUCCCAGUGAAUCAGGACCAUAGGGACAGUCAUUUUUGAUAAUUUAGUCAGAGCAAAAUGUUUGGCCUCUCUUACAUGAAAAAUUGGUUCUGGUUUGCCAUGGCUAUGUGCAUGAGUCCUCAGAGGAAGAGUUCACCUCACACGAUCAACCUCCUGGUAAAGCAUUUUAUUCCAGGAAUGAAAUGUUUCAUCUUUUAAAGUUCAUGAAUACAGCAGUGAAGUAAAGAGACCAUGUUUCCAAACAGAAUUAAACCACAUGUAAAAAACAAGGGGAAUGUGCCAGACUGUCUUAUGAUCAAGUAUUUAUAGUAAAGCUAUUAAUGGAAUAGUCACUACUGGGGAGUGGAGAUCCUAAAUAUAAAUGAAAAUUCCGAUGUGCUAAUCCUUAACAGUGAAAACUUCAGUGCUGUCCUAGAGGAUAUCACAAAAGGUAAAACGUCUUUGUAAAUCUGUCUGCAUUCCACAUGGAUAAUUACACCAGUGAUGAAGACAUCGAUGAUGACUUUGACACGCAGCUCAUCAUUCAGCAGAGUUUACAGGAUAGUCACAAGCCAGGAACUGCACAGCAGUCACCUGAGGAUGAGAGCUUUUUGAGUGCUUACUAUAAGAAGAUAGUUGAAACAAUAGAGACAGGUAAGGAAGAUGUAUUGUCACAGUUGACCAAGUACCAUUCAGCUUUUGAUGAAGCAGAUGAGAUAGGCUGGCUUCCUCUCCAUAAGGCUGCAGUACAAUUAAAUAAGAACAUUUUGGAAAUCACCCUGAAAGCCUCAAAACUCAGUGUGUGGGAGCAAACCACCCACAAUGGUGAGACGCCACUGUUUUUGGCUGUCAGUAAUUGCCUCUUAGAAAACGUGAGUUUUCUCCUUCUCAAUGGCUGCAAUCCAAAUACCAAGAAUGUUGAAGGCAAUUCACCUCUUCUUACAGCUGUUCUACAGGACUCCUAUGAUAUGGCCUCCUUGCUGAUCAGCCAUGGAGCCAAUGUCAAUCUGUUGUGUUCCAACAAGAGGACAGCGCUCCACGAAGCAGCCAAGCUGGGCAGACGGGACAUAGUGGCACUCCUGCUGGCUUCCGGGGCAUACCCUGACCCACAGAGCUCCUACGGAUUCACUCCUCUUGCUCUUGCUGCCCAAAGCGGACACACUGAAAUCAUGGAACUCUUACUGCAGAAAGGAGCUAAUGCUCUUGGUCAGGCCUCUGACUCUUCUUCCAUCUUACUUGAAGCUGCUAGUGGAGGAAAUCCAGACUCUGUGACUCUCUUGCUAGAGUAUGGAGCUGAUGCCAACGUCCCUAAGAAUUCAGGUCACCUGCCCAUUCAUGUAGCAGCUGACAGAGGUCACUUGUUAGCUCUGAAGAUUUUGGUUCCCGUUACUGAUUUUGCUGCCAUUAAGCGGAGUGGCAUCAGUCCAAUUCACUGUGCAGCAGCAGGAGCACACCCCAAAUGUCUGGAACUUCUCAUCCAGGCGGGAUUUGAUGUGAAUUUCAUGCUCGAUCAGAGAAUCCGCAAACACUACGAUGACCACAGGAAGUCGGCUCUGUAUUUCGCUGUAUCAAAUGGUGACGUCUCUUCAGUUAAGCUGCUUCUGAGUGCUGGAGCUUUGCCUAAUCAAGACCCAGUUAACUGCCUCCAGAUAGCCCUCAGGAUGGGCAAUUACGAGCUGGUAAGUCUGCUGCUACGGCACGGGGCGAACGUUAAUUACUUCUGCAGAGUCAACCCUUUACAUUUCCCAUCGGCACUGCAAUACACACUGAAAGACGAAGUCAUGCUCAGGAUGCUGCUGAAUUACGGGUAUGACACAGAGCGAUGCUUUGAUUGUCCUCAUGGAGACAAAGCUCAUCCUUUCUAUGCUUUUGAAGGCUGGACGUCUACAGUUAUCAAAGAUACAAUGUUCUGUGAAGUAAUAACUUUGUCGUGGCUGCAGCAUCUCUCUGGGAAGGUUGUUCGAGUGAUGCUUGAUUAUGUUGACCAAGUUAGGAUCUGUUCAAAGUUGAAAGCUGUGCUCCAAAAACAGGGCCUCUGGUCAGAAAUCCAUUUUAUCUUGACAAACCCUCGCUCUCUUAAACAUUUGUGCCGCCUCAAGAUCCGGAAGUGUAUGGGACGUUUACGUCUGCGCUGCCCCGUCUUCAUGUCAUUUCUUCCAUUACCCAAUCGUCUAAAGGCAUAUGUACUUUACAAAGAAUACGACCUUUAUGAACAAGGAAUUUUCACAGGAACCUGGUAAUCAAACUAUUCUGGAUGAAAAGGUUUCUGGAUGUGGAAGUGAGGAAAGAAACUGAGAAGACAUUCAUUCAGCCGCACCUGUGUAACAUCAUAUGGCACAUCAACACAGAGGACAGAGGGGCACGAUUAAGGCCACAGGCCCAGUCAGUUAUAGCUUGAUGUUUAUGUGUUCAGUCUUAGCAUACAUUUUUUUUUUUUUUUUUGGCAUAAUACAGUCCUUCUUACGGAAACUGAAGCAGUAUGAUUUCCUUCUGAUGUAGGGAUUCAUGGCUAUAUAGACUAUUUCAGUAAGUACAGACUUAAAAUUACUUUUAUAAUAUAGUUUUCACAUAGAAAAUUUGCAAAACUAGCUGGCAUGAAUAGUUUUUUUAUUUUUUUAAUCAAAGUGUGGUGUCUGUUUAUAAAUGAGUGCUAGAUUAUAUGUAUGUUCAUAUACAAAUAUAUUUAGGAUAUACAUGCAUCUAGAUAAAUUAUAUAAUUCUAAAGUUAAUUUCAUCUACUCCCUGGACCUCCUACGAAUGUAUACAUUUCAUAAAAUUCAAAACAAAUUAAAACAGAAACUGCCAGUAGAACAGAACUUGGUGAAUGUUAUAGGGAACCACAGAGAGCACAGCGGAUGUAUUUUCAUUAGUAUUACAACUACAGGCCCAGCCCACAUAAGCUGGCAUACACAAUAACCUGGUCCUUUAAACUACAGGAAUUCCUUUGAAUAGGACCAAGCACAGCAAGUAUACACUGUAACAUGUCUAGGGUAAUUACUGAAAAGUCCAGGAAAAAAGUCACUAGAUUUGAUACUAUUUCCCCAUGAGUGACAUUUUUCCCCCAUUUUAGUUGUUAUGGGAUUGCAAUAGAGUUAGAUGUGUAGUAGUAUCAUAAAAGAUUAAGAAAAAGUCCAUUUGUUUUAUAAGCAUCAUUUGAAAUUACUCGGAGCAAUAAAAUUCAGAGUAUAUACCAGAUAUUUCAUACAAAAAAGACUAUAAAAAAUCAUGGACUUUAUUAUACAUUAAAAAUCUCCUAACAGCAUAUUUCCUGAAGCCUUAUCAGGAAUACUUAUUUUGACAUAAUGAAAAAAUAAGUUCUCCACUCCACAUGUAUACCACCAUUACAUAAAGUCAGGUUCUUCAAACUUAAUUCUAAAGAGAAAUGUAGCGUAAUUUUUAAUUGCAUAUACACGAUUAAUAGUAUCAGUGAAAUAAGAAUUAACCAAUUCACUUACAUUACAAAAUCACCAAAUAUACAAAGCGGUUUUGCACAUUAGUUAUAACUUACUCCCCGGUUCUCAUAUUAACCUAAGUAAAUUACAUAUGAGUACAGCCACAAGAGAUUAGUUAAAAAGUAUAAUAUAGUUCCAGUUUCAAUUUUUUAUGUAGUAUUAAUUACUAUGGAAGAAAAAAAAAUCUCAUGAAAGAAGAGUAAGCCAAACUUGCUAAAAAUAAAGUCAAAGACUUGCUUGCUACAAUCAGUGUGUUUGAAUAUUUAAAGUACAGUUUGAAUGCUUCGGAGACUGUUAUCAAAGUCAAUGUUAAUAUUUUAAUUUUAUUAAUUUGGGUGACAGAUUUUGCAAAACAUAGGCUCUUAGUCUGUCAGCAUGUGUAAGAGGAUUCAACUCAAAUACUUGCAGUUCCUAUACAUAACUCAAAAGGAACUCAGAUGCCUUUACCACACAUGAUUACAUGUGACAUAGAAUGGUAUAAACACCCCAAUAUCCUUUUCUCAAGCAUAAAAGUAACAUAAAUUUACAACCUCUAUACUGUGGAAUCUGAGAAUUCUUUUGAAAUUAAACCCAAGGAAAUUGAAAUUAAACACAUGACUAUAAUCAUUAUAGUCGUGGCAAAAACUAGACUGGGGACUACGUUCAAGAUAACAGUUUCAGUUCCUUGUUGGCAAGUUUUCUCAAUUUUACAAGGGGGAAGGAAUAAUUAGUUUGCUAUCUAUUGACUUCAUUACCAUAGUUAUAAAAGUACGGUUGACACAGGAAGCACGAGUGCCUAGCAGAAUUAGGUAGACUUAAUUUCUUUCCUUUUAAAGAAUCCGUUUUGUUAAUGUCUAAAAACCAUUAAAUGCAAGUUUGAAUCUGAGAAAGAUAUCCCAAAAUCUAAUGCUGUUACCACCAAGAGCAUCCAAAAGCUUGAAGGGAUUUCAAAGGGGAACAAAGAUCAACUUGAAUGAAUGAAAUGAAGUCGCUCAGUCAUGUCCGACUCUUUAUGAUCCCAUGGACUGUAGCCCACCAGGCUCCUCGGUCCAUGGGAUUUUCCAGGCAUGAAUUCUGGAGUGGGUUGCCAUUUCCUUCUCCAGAGGACCUUCCCGACCCAGGGAUCGAACCCGGGUCUCCCGCAUUGUAGGCAGACGCUUUACUGUCCAAGCUACCAGGGAAGCCAAAAAUCCAUGGGGAGCCUUCUUUAAACAGAACAUAGAAUUUAUUAAAGUUGAUGCUUAAGUAUCUGCCAUAAUGGAAUAGUUCACAUGGUUCUACAGCAAUGAAACAGAAGUUGAAUCAUCUAACAUUGUUAAGCCCACACAUGACUUCUGAUUGGCAUUGGAAUGCGCUCUGGUCUGACCUACGGGCAUGAGUGUGUUAUUGUAGAAAUUCCUAACAAGAUUAUGACUUAAGAAAAGCCACAAGUUUGUCCAGCAUGCCUAAGUCUCAGUACCUUUACCUUUCAUCUACAUUUUGCCCGAGAGCGCUCACCAAGGGCAACGCUUUGCUACCAUGCAAAGCACCAGCCUGGUUAACCCUGUCUCCUGAUGCUGACCACCUUCCUUGCAUGGUGGCUGACAAGUUACACCUGAACUAAGUGAGGUGGCAACCUUAUAGUAUAAACAAAAGACUUACUGAGACAAAAAGCUUACUAAUCCUCAAAAACGUCUUAAAAGCAGGAUGUGCCAUGGCUAACCAAAUGCUGAUCACAGAAGAAAUUUCAAUUUAUACAAAAAGGAAUGAUGCACAAACUACUGUGAAAGCAUUCCCUUUAGCAAGGACAAAAUAAACUCUUUUCAAAAAGUAUUCCGUAAAUUUCUACUUUUUUACUGUAUGUUUUGGUAACAUAAGGCUUCAAAAUAAUGAUUAUUAAGUAAUCAUUAUUCCCAUUUGGUACAUGGCUAAAAAAAACACCACAAUCCUAUAUAUAAUUAUCUAUUCCAUUCCUACAGAAAACAGUGUAUAUACAUUGUGAAACAGCUGAGAACUAUAUGCCAUUUCUGAAUCAGAACUAAGAAGAAAAAAACUAUAUGUCAAAUAACAAAAGGCUUUUUUCCUUGUAAAAUUAGUGGCUAAUCUCUUGAAAAUUUUAAAUAUAUGACUAUGUAAAAUAUUUUAUUCAAUAUAUUUAACGUGGCUAUAUGUACUUUUACAUGUGAAACACAGGAACAUAAUUUCUAUCAGCAAUGUUAAAAAUCCGAGUUAAAAAAAAAAAAUCAAGUUCUGUCAUAGAAUUAGGCAGUAGAGAAGUGUCAUUUUAACCUUGGCACCAGGUUAAAAUCCUUCCUGGGUUGACUCUCCUCGACCAAGCACUCAAUUGCUUUUCAGGCUUUCAUGGAAUUAGACCUUUUACUAUACUCAUCUAAAGAGGAUAAGUAUUUACAAUAAUUAGUGCAAAUUAUUCUCUGCUCACAUAUUAUUUGCCUACACGGAUAUAAAGUGGUGAUCAGUAUUUUAUAAAAACAUGGAAUUAUGAAAAUACUGUGGGUAUCAGUCUGAAAUUUAAAAGAUUACAUUUUUAAACUAAAUUCUAGGAAUCUUUACUUUAAGCAGGAAACAUAAUUGCUAUAGAACUUCUUUCUAAAUGUCCCUUGAUUUUCAAUAAAAAUUAUUUCACACAAUGCAUAAAAUACAAUGUAUUUAUCCUGUAACAAUCUUUACAUGUUAAAUCCUAAUCUAAAACUUAUUUGAACAAAAAAAAAUUCCCUUUAGUAAAUUCCAAAAUCUUAUUUUAACCAUUACUGCUCUGCAGCAAUAAUUCAAGUCCCAACCUGAGAACUAAGAAUGUGAUAAUAAAUGCCAAGGGCUGUAGCAAUCUUGAAAUGAAAACACUUAAGCUUCUUUCCCACUGGCAUCAGGUAUAGUCCAUCAGAGAAAUGCGAGCAAUCCAAGAAAACGCCCUGAAAUCUACAGUACCACCUGCCACAAUUUGAAACUUUAAGUCUAAAACCUCUACUUUGUAAAAGUCCUAUUGCACAUUGUUAAAAUAUUGGCAAACUUGAAAAAUCUUCUAUAUAAGGAUUUUAAACCUAUUCAGUCAAAAGCUUCCUCACUGCCAGCAAAAUGUUCCUAAUGAAAGAGAGGGAGCAUAUCCAUGAAUAUCUGAAGCUGAAGAAUAAAUGAUUUCUUAUGGUCAUAGCCAAUUACGAUGCAAGGUAAUAAGUUCACAAUUGGAAGGAAGAAAAGGCUUGAGCAACUGUAAUUCCUCAGCAAUCUACUUCAGGGAUAUGAACAGGUUUCUUUCAGACAUGUGGAAUUUAAAGUUACUGCAUAGUAUAUUACUUCUCAGGG